Camellia sinensis is the source of this 5365-nucleotide messenger RNA. NCBI's taxonomy places the organism in Eukaryota, Viridiplantae, Streptophyta, Magnoliopsida, Ericales, Theaceae. The record is from RefSeq and is a predicted model, not a curated record.
ACACAACAUAAGGGGUCAAUUAGAUCAGAAUUUAGUGGUUGAUUAGUAGGUAGAAUAUACCCAAACAUUAGUUUGUUUGUAGUCAACAAGACUGUUAGAUUAUGGUUAUGCAAAAAUAAUUUUUUUGGUCAAUUUUGAACAAAAAUUAAAGUGUUGCAUAUCGAACUUUAAUUUGCUCAAAAUCAUUCAGAAAUGAAUAAGAUAUUAAUUCCAAAUCCACUGUUUGAACAUUGAUUGAAAAAUGGUAGCUAACUUGAUUAACUUUGUCCAACCUAUAUUUUUUAUAAAAAUUUGUUGAUUUUAUUUGGUCUAACCUUCAACUUGGGCAUUCAAAUUUUGUGAAUGAAAAGUUUGUUGGCUUUGUUUAGGCCUCGUUUGGGAAUUGACUGUUUUAGUGACUUUUUAGCUUUUUAAUGAGGUGGAAAAAGGUGGUUGUGUUUAGAAAUGGCUUUCUUUAGUUGUAUUGAAAACAGUGAAUUACUGAGAUAAUUGACUCUUUUUUUUUCAGUGGCUUUUUCGCUACUUUAUCCAAAAAAUAAAAUUGCCAAACGGGCCUUAGUCUAACUUUUGACUGGGAGUUAGGCCCUUAGGGGCACUCAAAUUUUGUGGAUGGGGAGGAUCUAACUAAAUGGGCUAGAAUGCAUGCUUGCACUUCCGUAUCCAAGUUGGAUACAAUUAGGUGUGAGUAGUCUGUAUAUAUAUUUAUAUAUUGGAUAAAAUUAUUAAUUAGUUACUUUAAAAAAAUCAAAACUCGUAUGUUUUUUCGCAUGAAUAUAUAUAAUUUAGCUUCGUGAUUGUUUUGAAUAGUUAUUAGAAAGUCUAUAAAAUCAUCCCUUUUCCAGCAUAUACAUUCAUUCAAUUUUCUUUUUUUUUGUAUCAUUCAUUCUAAGAGUCUAAGGGAGUGUUUGUUUGGAAAGAUUAGAAAAAGUAUUGAAUUCCAUGUACACCAUAUCGAGUAAUCCAUUAUUUGGUUGAAAAAUUGUAGGUUGGACUAAUAGUCCAAUUGGAUUGUUAGUCCCCCAUAUGUGAGACUAUCAUGUCCCGGUGGGAGAGAUGGGAUACAUAAUCCCUGGACAAGUCUUCGUCUAGAUUAACAAGGAAAAAGACAGUUUUACCCUCCAAAUAUUUAGGACAUGUUUGGUUUAGUUUUUAGAAACUAAUUUUUAACUUUUUUUCAAAAAAUAAAAAAAAAAUUGCUUUGUGAAAAAAAUAAAAAAUAAAAAAUAAUUUUAAAACUAGUCAUUUUUUAACUUCUAAUCCCACGACUAAAUAAAUAUGAGAUAUACAUCAUUUCCAACCUAAUAGUCUAGGGAUUAUAUAUCCCAUGAUUAACAGUCUAUUGAAUUAUAAUCUCUCCUUAUCCAGUCUGUCCAUAUAAAUAUGUCCUAAGAGUGUCAUUUGUUUGGUUCACCAGGCAAACACUCGAAAUGUUUCCAUUGAUCAUUGUAGCGAGGGACGAAUGUCGUAUUAAAAAGAUAGUGUCCAACACUAAUUUUGAUCAGAUUUUGUAUCUGCAAUUUACGUUUUGUAAGUUUACUUUCUUCUUCUUUUUUUUGGUUAAAUUUGUAUAGUUCUAAAUUCUAUUUUUUUAAUAACUUUUUGGUUUCCAAUCUGUUUUUAGCCAUUGUUUUCCAACAUAGACUGGAUUGGUAUCACGCUUUGAUCCAAUUAUAAAAAAAAUUGAUUUCUAACCCAAUCCAAUUAUGAUAAAUUCAAUUAGAGAUUAUCCGAAUCCAAAUCUAAUUUAUCUCAUUAUUUGGUCUGAAAAUCUGAUGCCAACAUGAGUUUGAAAUGUCCACCGCUCAUGAUACCACACGGCCAAAUUAAGUUACAUAGUUAAGCAUAUUAACUACACUCAAACAAGUCUAAUCUUUCUUAUUCUUUACCCAAAUCUAAUUAUUAGCCUGCAUCAUAAUUUACUUAAAUUUUAACCAGGAUAAUCUCUAGUACAAAAGACCGUAAAUAAUUCCAAAUCUAAUUAUACUCAAAUCAAAUUAAAAACAGGAUUGAUAAGACUUUUUUUUGGGGGGUGAAUAGAAAUUAUUAGACUUGAACUCCUUCGGCUCUUUUUGGGUUUCUUUCUUUUAAUUCUAUGUAAUUGGUAUUUCUUUGAUCAAAAAAAAAAAAAAAAAUUAUAAGACUUGAACUCAAGCUUGAGAUUGACUACGACAAUUAUUAGAUUAAGAAGCAAAGUAGUAUUAGAGCAUCUCCAGUAAGCAUAGCUAAAAUAACUUUCCAAAAUUUUACUUUACUACUUUAGUUAGCCACUUUUUAAGUAUACACUCCAACAAACUCUCUAUUUUAACUAUAUUCUUUUAAAAUGUUCUUAUUUUGGACAUUCUUCCGUUCAUCCGCCAAGACAUCCCCAGGACAACUAGUCUAUCCUUCCGGUCAUCUGCCAGAACAUCCCCCAGGAUGACCACUUUAAACUAUUGUAGUCAUCCCCCAACAUCUCCCAAAAUGACUACCUUGUGUAAACUACGUUGUGUAAACUAUUCUGCUGAAAUGUUUUUGUGCACUUCGAACUCUUGUGGUCAUCCCUCGGGACAUCCCUCAAGAUGACCACCUUGUAUAAACUGCUCUGUUGAAAUGUUUUUGUGCACUUCAGAUUUAAUGUAGGAGAAAAUUUAGCACCAAAAUGAGGAAGGGAACACUUUAGCGCCAAAAUGAUAAAUAAGGGAAGGGAAAAUUAAUAAAAAAAAUUGAAAGGCGCAUGAAUAGUGACUCAUUUGUACUGACGAGGUAUUGUAGCUCUCAACCAUUCCAACGAGGCUUGAACGAGUCUACUGGAAGAGUGUUUUCUGCUUCCAAGCUAGCUUCUAUGGCUAAAAAGUGGAAGAAACGAGGUUGCUAGAGAAACUCUAAAUUAUACAACAUAAAGUAAAUAUUUCCAUGUAAAAGAUAUGACAAUAUCAUUUUUUUUUUAUUUAUAUAACUAACAAUUGAUUGAUAAAAAUAAAAUUAAGUGUUAUAUUAAUUAGAAUUUCAAAGAAACUUAAUAUAAUUAUGUCAAAAUUAUGAAAUUCACUAUAUUUUCUAUAAAUCCCGAAGAGAGUUCAAUCUAAUUUACCCUAAAGUUGAUUGUAGAUGAGAGAGAAAUGAUUAUGAAACUUGGCACUUUUAUUUUAUUAUUAUUAUUAUUAUUUUUUAAAUGUAUAUAACUCUAAAAAAAAAACUCCCACAAUCCUAUUCACAAAUAAUAUAUCAAGAUAUAUGUUAAUUUUUAAUUUGUCACACAUCUAAUAAUUAAUAACUCAAUUUUCUUAUCACAUCAUUAUAAAUAAAUUUAUGCGUCAAAUAAAUUUGUGAGUCUCUGCCAUUAUUCUUAUUUUCAUUUGGUAGGGUUCUUUUGGUUGUAGAUAGAUCCUCAACUAAAGUGGGUCUUUUGUGAGCUAAUGCUGAUGACUCAAGCCAUACUGCCAAUAGGGGAGAGAACAUUUCCCAAAAACACAAUUGCUCUGUUAUCAAAGGGAUGUGAAGUUGAUGUUAGCCACCUCCUUCCUCACAGUUCUUAAAAAACUCGAGCCCAUUUUGUAUGCCCCAUCUCAUUUCCAUACGAACUACCACUCCCUCCGUUUAAACUACCUUUUGAAUUCUUGUUCCUCUCUUUCAGACCUCAAACGAAUCCAUGCUCUCAUCGUCACAAAUGGGUCCCACAAAAACCUCCUCUUAUCCACCAAACUCGUCACCUUGGCUCGUUCCGUGGCCCCAACAAUGGACUAUGCUCGCAAACUGUUUGAUUUAAUGCCUGAAAGGGAUUUAUUUCUCUGGAACACCAUGAUUCGAGGUUAUGCCGAUCUGGGUCCUUGUCAAGAAGCCAUAGUUCUCUAUAGAGACAUGCAUCGGAUUGGAUUAUUACCUGACAGCUAUACUUUUCCUUCCGUGGUUCGAUCUUGUGCUGUCCUCUCAGCUUUGAUGGAAGGGAGAGAAGUGCAUUGUAACAUAAUUAAGAAUGGAUUUGAUUUGGAUGUAUUUAUACAGAGUUCAUUAAUUACAAUGUACUCGCAGAGUUGGGAGAUUUUCAAUUCGGAACUAGUUUUUGGUGAGAUGGUUGUGAGGAACAUAGUUUCUUGGACUGCAUUGAUUGCGGGAUAUGUGCAAAAUGGAUUUUUCGAAAAAAGGGUUGGGCAUUUUUCGUGAGAUGGUAGUUCUGGGGACUCAACCGCAUGCAAUUACACUCGUGAGUAUUCUUCCCGCCUGUGCUGGUUUGGAGUUUUUGAACUUGGGGAAAUUGGUUCAUGGUUGUGCUGUUAAAUUGGGGGUGGACUCUGAUAUUUCACUGAUUAACACUUUAUUCGCUCUCUAUGGUAAGUGUGGAAUUGUUGAUACUGCCAGAUCUUUGUUUGAUCAGAUGCCAGUCCGAAGCCUGGUCUCGUGGAAUGCCAUGAUUGCUGCUUAUGAACAGACUAAUGCUGAUCGGUAUGCAAUUAAGCUCUUCCGUAGAAUGCUAAUUGAAAAGGUAGAAUUUGAUUAUAUCACAAUGGUUAGUGUUAUAUCAGCUUGUGCUAAUUUGGGAGCACUAAAUACUGGGAAAUGGAUACAUAAGCUUGUGAGGAACAAAGGUCUUGAAACUAAUGUUUCGAUUACUAAUGCUUUAAUUGACAUGUAUGCGAAAUGUGGAAACGUAGCUUUGGCAAGGGAUGCUUUCGACAAGUUGCCUCAUAAAAGUGUUGUGUCCUGGACUUCAAUUAUAGGGGCCUGUGCAUCUCAUGGGCAUGGGGACAAUGCUCUGACACUCUUCACAAAGAUGAAAGAGGAAGGAAUUAGGCCAAAUAGCUUCACCUUCAUAUCUGUUUUAACAGCUUGUAGGCAUUCAGGUUUAAUAGAAGAAGGGAAGAAGCAUUUUGAGAGCAUGACAAAAGAUUACUCAAUCAGGCCUGCUGUAUAGCACUGUGCUUGUACGGUGGAUCUUCUAGGUAGAGCUGGCCAAUUGGUGGAGGCUUAUGAGUUUAUCCAGAACAUGCCAAGUGGACCAGAUAUUGGUGUUUGGGGAGCUUUGCUUGGUGCUUGUAGAAUCCAUGGUAAUCUUGAGCUAGCAGAGCUUGUUGCUGACCGGUUGUGUCAGUUGGAGCCUCAAACUGUUAGUUUUUAUGUCCUUAUGACAAAUAUCUAUGCUGAGGCUGGUAGGUGGGAAGACGUAGCAAGAUUGAGGAAGUUGAUGGAAGAAAGAGAGUUGAAAAAGAUUCCAGGCCAUAGUUUGGUGGAGGUAAACCAGAGGUUUCAUACAUUUUUAUCAGGUUCAAAAUCACGGCCUUUCUAAAGUGUUUUAUUCAAGUAGAUAACAUUCAUCUCAAGUACCGUGGCCAACAUGUAUAAUGUAGGAUGCAAUAUGGAUACUAGUUUCUUGUAAGCAAUGAUUGGCAUU